Knipowitschia caucasica is the source of this 1659-nucleotide messenger RNA. Lineage: Eukaryota; Metazoa; Chordata; Actinopteri; Gobiiformes; Gobiidae. The record is from the annotation of a GenBank genome assembly.
AUGGAGGACGAUGGUCAGCCACUUCUGGCUGCAGAGCCAGAGAGCGCUCUGCGGGCGUCUACAGACUCUCUGGACGUAAAAGUCAAGAGACCUUUCCAUGUGGAGCCCAAGAACAUUAUAGCGGACGAUCCGCAGGAGAGAGUGUCCGCUGAAGCAGCGAUUCUCAACAGUCGAGUCCAUUACUACAGCAGACUGACCGGCUCUUCGGACCGACUCCUGAGUCCUCCAAAUCACGUAAUCCCACGACCUGAAGAAAUUUACAUCUACAGCCCUCUAGGGACUGCCUUUAAGGUGACCUGCAGUGACCAAUCAGCUAAAAACCCCAGUAUAAUCACUAUAUUUGCCAUAUGGAACACGAUGAUGGGUACCUCCAUUCUCAGUAUACCAUGGGGCAUAAAACAGGCUGGCUUCACGAUGGGGAUCCUGAUCCUCAUCUUCACCGGUCUGCUGCUGCUGUACUGUUGUUACAUUGUGCUCAAAUCACCAAAGUCGAUACCGUAUAUGGACACGUCGGAUUGGGAAUUCCCUGACGUCUGUCGUUACUACUUUGGGAAGUUUGGCCAAUGGUCCAGUCUUUUCUUUUCUAUGGUUUCCCUCAUAGGGGCCAUGGUGGUGUACUGGGUUCUGAUGUCCAACUUUCUUUUUAACAGUGGGCAGUUCAUCUACAACUAUGCUCACAAUGUCACUGUGACAGACGAUGAGAUUGGAACAAACGGUUCGGAUAAAGUAAUCUGCCCUUUUCCAAAUGUUGACCCUGGUUCAAACGCCACCUUCAUCUAUCUGGACCAAAAUGCCAACGACACUUCGGAUGCUUUUGCACAUUGGUGGAGCAAGACGCAGACCAUCCCCCUGUACCUGAUUGUGGUCCUGCUGCCGCUGCUCUGCUUCCGAUCCGCGUCAUUUUUUGCAAGAUUCACUUUUUUGGGCACCAUCUCUGUGAUCUACCUCCUCACACUUGUCACUUACAAAGCUUUCCGUCUUGGAUUUCACUUGGAGUUCCACUGGUUUGAUCACACACAGUUCUUUGUCCCAGAGUUUAGACUGAUGUUUCCUCAACUGACUGGCGUUCUCACGUUGGCCUUUUUUAUUCACAACUGCAUCAUCACGUUAAUGAAGAGCAACCGUGACCAAAGAAACAACGUACGAGAUCUAUCUGUGGCCUAUCUCCUGGUUGGACUAACUUACCUCUAUGUAGGGGUUUUGAUCUUUUCUGCUUUUCCUUCUCCUCCCUUAACCAAAGAAUGCAUUGAACCGAACUUUCUUGACAAUUUCCCCAGCAGUGAUGUGUUGGUGUUUGUAGCGAGGACAUUUCUGUUGUUUCAAAUGGUGACUGUGUACCCUCUGCUGGGAUACCUGGUGCGUGUUCAGGUCAUGAGUCAGUUCUUUGGAAACACCUACCCCAGUUUUUUCCAUGUUUUGCUGCUGAACAUGAUCAUCGUUGGAGCUGGGGUCCUGACGUCCAUGUUUUAUCCCAACAUUGGCUCCAUCAUAAGAUUCUCCGGUGCCACGUGUGGUCUGGCUUUAGUGUUCGUAUUCCCGGCUUUGAUCCACAUGAUCUCUCAUCAUCGGCAGGGAACGCUCACCUGGCCAUCUGCCGUCUUCCACAGUUUCCUGAUUCUACUGGGAAUAGCCAACCUUCUGGCUCAGUUCUUCAUGUAG